CCUUUAAACUUCGCUCUUCUUCGUCACGUCAUUUUCGUCAUUGUCAUUUUAUCACGGGUCCUCGGUAGAGUCAGUGCUGGUGUUCAAAAGUUUUGUAUUAAUUGAUGACUAGAAGAUAUUGCAGACCUAGUUGAUUUCCAAUACAUUUCGUCAUUUACGAGAAAAAUAAGACUUUGUAUACUAUGGCCGAAAAAAGUGCAAAAAAAGUUAAAAGUUCAGGGCCCUCUGCAAUUGGAAAAUUCUACCUUAUAGCAUAUAAUGCUAUUCAAACUUUAGGAUGGUCAUACAUGCUGAUGAUAUCAUUUGUACACUUCCUGGACCGUGGAAGUUUGGACACUUUUUGGCCAGUUAUUAAAACAACUGUUGUUAUAUUCCAAAAUGCAGCCGUCCUUGAGGUGGUGCACGCUUUAAUCGGCUUAGUGCCCUCUGGAGUCGCGGUUGUAUUGCCACAAGUGUACUCACGCGUCUUUCUAGUGUGUGGUUGCCUGUUAGCUACUGAGUCCGCGCCAGUGAGUCCCGGCCUGCCGCUCUGUAUACUGGCCUGGUCUAUCACGGAGAUCAUAAGAUACGCUUACUACACCCUUAAUUUGAUCAACAGUGUACCAGAAACACUACUAUUUCUCAGAUAUUCCACCUUCCUGUUUCUCUACCCAUUGGGAAUUACUGGAGAGCUGUUGUGCAUGUAUCACUCUCUGGAUGAGAUCGCAGAAAAACAAUUGUUCACAAUAUCUAUGCCUAACGCGUGGAACGUGGCAUUUAACUACUACUAUUUCUUAGUCUUCUACAUGUUCUUAUACAUUCCUAUCUUCCCCUUCUUGUAUGGACACAUGUUGGCGCAACGAAGAAAAAUGCUCAGCAAAGAUGCAAAGAAAACUAAAUAAUGACUUACUACUAAUAUUGUUAGUGACACUUAUCACAUUGAUGAGUUUUAUAGUAUUUUAGUAGUCUGUAUUUUUUGUAUACAGAUUUACUAAUGUUUUUGGAAGACAAUACCAUGCUACACUAUCCACACGCUGCGCUUGCGCCGCAAAUACUGCACGUUCUAAAUAACACUUUCGUAUUUUUAUACUUAAUUCGGAAAGCGUCCGUAGCACGUAUUAGCCAAUGAAAAUGUAUUAAGAUUAAAAACGAUAAAAAUGUUUACCUACCCGGGCAAUGAAGACCAAGCGAGAUCCAAUGACACCGUUCGGAUACCUGCUGAUACCAAAACCAAUACUGAUAAAUAUUUUAAACACGACGAACAAAGGAAAGUGCGUUUUAAUAUUCCAAAUACCUACAGGCUUCGGCAGAUUUGAAGCUAUCAGAUACAUAGUAUCUAUAUUUGUGUGAGGAUUUUGUCAUUUAACGUGUGAAACGUGCUGACGGCGCAGAAAGAAUACUCAAUCUCGAAUUGCAUUUUCUUUACUGUAGCGUAAUGAGGGCUACUGGUUAGGUUAGCUAGGUGCUAGUUACUGUGGUGGCUUGGGUUAAUGAUUACAAGCUGUUUAAUUUAUUAAUUAUUUAAUAAUUUAAUAAUAUGGUCGACUGGGUUAUGGGCAAUGUUAUGCAAAUAUAAUAAAUUUAUUUUUAUGACAUA
Molecule: messenger RNA, 1576 nt
Organism: Spodoptera frugiperda (fall armyworm)
Lineage: Eukaryota; Metazoa; Arthropoda; Insecta; Lepidoptera; Noctuidae
Gene: Hacd1
Product: very-long-chain (3R)-3-hydroxyacyl-CoA dehydratase hpo-8
Exons: 4
Coding region: 183-881 (232 amino acids)
Biological process (GO): fatty acid elongation; very long-chain fatty acid biosynthetic process; sphingolipid biosynthetic process
Cellular component (GO): endoplasmic reticulum membrane
Molecular function (GO): 3-hydroxyacyl-CoA dehydratase activity
Source: RefSeq, a predicted model, not a curated record